This is a messenger RNA of Lactuca saligna, 399 nucleotides long. The record is from the annotation of a GenBank genome assembly. Lineage: Eukaryota; Viridiplantae; Streptophyta; Magnoliopsida; Asterales; Asteraceae.
AUGACGGAAGGCAGCGAGGCUUCUUCCUCUGAUCCGACUGCGGGAUGUGAAGGGGGAAAAGAAACGGGUCCGCCGGGAGCGAUGCGAGCAGCAGUUGCGACGAGUCUAGAUUUUUGGUGGGUUUGCUCGACGGAAGAAGAAGCGGAGGGUGCGAGGGGUUCGAUCAGUGGGAAGGGAGGGUUCCGGUGUGGCCGAAGAGAAGGAAAAAGGAGAAAUGGCUUCGGUCUCGGUGUAUAUCGACGAGCAAUAGGGAGAGGGACAGCCUCCCUCCGGCGAUUUGCAGGGAAAUCGAUGGGUGUUUGUUCUUGUGUUCUUGACUGGAACUGGUUCAGAAUGAAAGGAAACAUGGAGGUUUUUGGGUUUGAUUCAUUUGACAGUCCCGAGGAAGAGUUCAGGUGA